AUGACGUUAAUCAAUCAAGAUACAAAAACUCAACAGUUUAAACCGGUUGGCUUAAUCUUAAUUAUCAUAUCUUUUAUUUCUCUACUGUACCUUGUUUAUAACCUUCAAUCGAACAAUUUUUUCCCAUUAAUACAUAGAACUUUGAUUGCAGGAAAAAAUUUCACAAGAAUUGAAAGCACUGCGAUUCAUCAUGAAUCCUUGAAUACCUCUCAACAUGAAAUAUCCACCAAUUCAUCUGACUACGAUCAGCUACGUGUACCUUGGAACAAACAUCCUCGCAGUGUCAUUGUAACACUGAUUCGUAGUAAUGACAAAUCGGUGGAUCUUGCUAUCAAUAUGAUUCAUUCCGUUAUGAUUCUUCAUUCAACAAAAGAUCAAUUUCAAUAUCCAUUUCUUAUCUUUCACGAUCAAUUCUUUACUUCAACAAUGCGUCAACGCAUUGUCACAUGUAUUCAAAAUAAUAAAAGAACCUUCUACGUUUCAUUUAUUCGCAUCGAUUUUCUGACGAACGCUCAAUUACCCGACAAAUUCAUUUGA
Messenger RNA from Adineta ricciae, 537 nucleotides. Lineage: Eukaryota; Metazoa; Rotifera; Eurotatoria; Adinetida; Adinetidae. The record is from the annotation of a GenBank genome assembly.